CACAGUGGUGGAGUGUCAUCACCGGCACAAAUUAUGCUUUUUUCCAGCAGUCUUCCAAAAAGUGUUUUUUGCUAUUUUUUAUAGUGCCGCCUUGAAGUGUUUUAUUGUUAACUAUUCAAUUAACCCAAACCGAAAAGUGCCGUUCAUCUUAUUCCGAAUAUUAAAGAAGUUACAACUGUGAUCUCCGCCUGCAUGCGUGUUUCCAGUGGCUUAAAAAAUGCACCGUCCUUGGAAUGAUUUUUGGGAGGCUGUUGUGGGACAUUUGAUGGGAAAAUAAAAACUGGCACUAGCAUCGCAUUGGAAUUAGGAAAAGCCGCAGCUGUUCCAUUGUGACAGGUGCAGCGGCACACUCACACACACACACAUACCCUCAUUUGCCUGUUCCUUUUCCACCCGUGCAAUAACAACUACAAUGGCUGGAACCGCGACCGCGACGCCAAUGGAAAUCGACGAAUUCAUAAAUGGAGCACUCGUUUCUUGGCUGGAGUCAUGUCUGCCACGUGCCGAGCUCCUAGCGGGAUACACUUCUCUGCUGGACGGGCACAUAAUCCACAGCGUCUGGCUGCAGAUCGAUCCGGAGCCGCAGAAUAAUCCCAGCGAGCUGAAUGAUUUACAUGGGAAAUCCCUGAGCAUCGCUAGGGCCAAGAACUUUGAAUGCAUCGUAAGGAAUCUCAAGUCCCUGUUCGAGGAGGAACUGGGACAGACUAUUCUCGUCCUGCCAGAUGCCUUCACCCUGGGCCAUUAUCCGGAGAGCAGAAACGGCUUGGAUCAGAUGAAGACCCUGCUCACACUGCUACUCGGUGCAGCUGUGCAAUGUCCCAACAAGGAGCUGUUUAUUGCCCGCAUCAAGGAACUGGAUCUGCAGACGCAGCAUGCCAUUGUGGCACUGAUCAAACAGGUUACGGAUAGCCACAGUCUAGUGCUCACGGAGGACUCCUUGGAGCGCCUGACGCCGCAGAGCAUGUACACACAUAUUUUGCGGCUCACCAAGGAGCGGGAUCUCAUGUAUCUCAAGUGGAUCGAUUUGGCCUGCGUGGAGACGGAAAUGGCAGCCAGCGAUAAUCUGGUGGAGUGCGGCCAGGGAGUUGGCGUUCCACGUUCCCCUUCAAAUGGCACGGCCACCUCAACACCCUCAUCCUCUUCCAACUCGGAGAGCAAUCACCUGGCUGUGGAGUGUGCAGAUUUGCGUUCCAAAAACCGAAAACUACGUCAGGAACUCGAGGAAAAGUCCGAAAAUCUCUUGGAACUGCGCGAGGAGCUGGAUGACAAGAAGGCGCACUUCGACAAGCUGCGCCAGGAGAGCCAGGAAUGGUUCACGGAGGCCAAGCGGGCAGCUGCCUAUCGCGAUGAGGUGGACAUCCUUCGGGAGCGGGCCGAACGAGCUGAUCGACUGGAGGUGGAAGUUCAGAAGUAUCGUGAGAAACUUGGCGACUCGGAUUUUUACAAAUCCCGCGUUGAAGAGCUACGCGAGGAUAACCGCGUCCUUCUAGAAUCAAAAGAAAUGUUGGAGGAGCAGCUGCAGCGCUAUCGCAAAAGGUCUGAGCACGCCAUUACCCUGGAGUCCGAGAUUAUCAAAUACAAGCAAAAACUCAAUGAUAUGGCUCUGGAUCGAGACGUAGAUCGCUCCAAACUGGAGGAGCUGCUGGAGGAGAAUGCACAACUGCAACUGGUGGCCAGGAAUCUCAACUCCACGAUGGAUCUGGAUAAGUCCUUCUCCGAAAACGAAGACGAUUGCAACUCGGGCGAUAACAGCCUGUCCGAACAGCUAACGAACAAUGCCCAAACCCGUGCCCUCAAAUUGGAGCUGGAGAACCGACGCUUGACUGCCGCCUUGGAGCAGCUAAAAGAAAGCAGUUUCCACGAAUCCACCAGCAAGAUGUUAGAACUGGAGAAAGAAAAGAAAAAGCUCUCACUUAAAACCGAGCAGAUGCAAGAAAACAUUCAGCGACUGACUCAACAGAAUGUGGAACUCGAAAGCGUCUUUAAAAAUGCUUUGGAGGAAAACAAGAAACUGCAGGAUGCUGUGGACAAUCGCCAGAAGAGCUAUGAUCGUCAGAGUCUGGAGCGCGAAGCUGACCGUCAGAAGCUGUCCGACGCAGAGCAACAUGUGGAAACUUUGAACAAGGAAAAACAACGCAUCCAAACUCUAAACGAAAGCAUUCAGCGAAGAGCCGACGAUCUUGAACGACUGGCGGAGAGCAAGACAAAGGAACUAGAGCAGUACUCGGAAAAAUCCAAGCAAUACGAGCAGACCAAACAGAAGCUCUACGAGAUUGAGGCCAAGGUCUCCACAUUUGAGCGCGAGAAUGCCAGCCUGCUGAAAGAGGUGUCCAAACUGAAGGAGGGCAGCGAGCAAAAGUCUGUGCAGCUGGACGAGAGCAUCAAUCGUCUGGAUGCACAGAGCAAGGAGCUUCAAAAGCUAGGCAAGGCACUCGAAGAAUCAGAGCAAGAGCAUCAGAAGCUCAUUGAGUUAGAGAAGCAAAAUCAAGAGCUAGUUUCGCAACGCAACAUUGAUCAGGAGAUGAUAAGCACACUGCGCAAUGACCUCGUUACUGGUACUUUGGUCACAAAGAAGGUGCGCCACAACUUGGAGAAAUUGGGACUGGCGGACGAGGAGCCUGGUGAACUAAAUGUAGAGCAUGUGGUGGAGAAACUGGUGCGCAAUCCGGAGACCUUUAAAACGGUGCGUGAGAUUAUGCUAACCGUAACACGGGAGCAGCAACAGGAGGAGCAGCAGCAACAGUCGGACAUGUGUGUGCUGUGCCACCGCCAGGAGAUCUUCACGGUGGAGAAGAACAUUGAACUGGCCGCCGCUGCUCCAGUGCCCGCCCCUGCUCCAGCGCAACCCUCUUCCCAGGAACUUCGGUUCGAGCACAAGCUGCGACUCAGUCCGGCACGAGAAUCCGCCGAGCUGACGCGCAUCAAGGAUUCCAAUACUCAACUGCAGACGGAGAAUGCUCGACUCAGUGUGGAUGUGGCUGCCUUGGGUUCGCAAAUCACUUCCCUAAACACCCAGCAUGUAGCCCUUCAGCUAGCCAACUCGCAGCUCGCUGCCGAAAAGGAUACUCUACUCAAAGAUAUCGAUUCUCUGCAGCAGGAGCACAAGCAUGCGCUGCAGGAUCAGGUCACUUUGCAGUGCCUACACGAUCAGCUCUCCGCAGAGUACGAAUCGCUGAACAAGGACAAGGAGCAGCUGAAGGCGGCAGUGCGGGAUUUGCGACAGGAGUUGCGCGACACCCGCGAACAACAGUCGGCAUUGGAGCAACGCAUCGAGGAGUUGACCUCGCAGAACAACAAUAUGAAGACCUGCAGCGAGGAUUUGUCCAUCCUGCGCACCGAGCACUCCAAGCUGACCGACGACUUCCGCAAUCUCUUCGCUACCAGUGAUCGCUUCAAGAACGAGUACAAGAACAUCCAGGAGCAGUACAAGAUGGUGCGCAUGGAACACUCGAGCCUCAAGCUACAAAACACCGAGCUCUCCGGCGAACUGAACACCAAGAGCGACCAAGUGCGUCACCUGCAGGUGGAGUACAGCAAGGUUCAGCAGCGUUGCGAGAUGUUGAUUCAAAACAAUGCUGAACUGGAUUCGGAGCGCAAGGCACUGAUGGACAAUGUGUCGCAGCUGCUCUCGCAGUAUCAGGAACUUUUGGCCAUAUCCCUGGAGGACAAGAAGCACUUCCACGAGGAGGAGAAGAACUACACCGAACGGGUGCACAGCCUGAAGCGGCAGAAGGAGAAGCUGGAGGAGAAAAUCAUGGAGCACUACAAAAAGUCAGAGACCACAGUGCACAAGAAAAAGCCUUUUGCCAGCAUGCUGGUCAGGAGAGUGAAGAAGGCCAGUUCGGAUCUGAUGAACAAAGUGCCCAGUCGGAACCGUCGCUCCUGGGUGGAUGAUGCCCGUACCAAUUCACAGUUUGUGAUCGGCUCCGAGUCCGGCGGCAAUGAGUCGGACAACAGCAACGAGGAGCCACUGUCCAUUGCCUCGGACACGCAUCUCCUCCAGCGGAAUGUCCCGCUCCGCCAGAGUCUGCAGCGGGAUUUGCUGGAUAACUCGAUCCAACGCGGCGGAGUCGUGCGCAGUAGCCUGCAGGCUCAGAAACGUACGGAUUUGAAUAACUCACGUAGAAAUAGCGUGCACGGCAGUCUUGAAGCGCCAGAUGUGACGGGCAGUAGUUUGACGCUUGGCACAGCCGGUUCCCGACGCACCGUUUAUCUAAUCGACGAGCACCAGAAGCUACCUGACGGCUCCACUGCCCCACAGCCGCAGUCCAGCUCCGGCAAUCCAGCAACUCCCACGCCCGCAGAACCCCAGACGCCCCAGAAGAGUGCCUCGGAAAGCAAUGCCCCCGUGGGUCCGGCCACUUUCCUCAUGUACAACCGCAUAAACACUACGAUUGGAGGAGCCUCGACCAGCGGCGACCAGACUCCACUGCUGCAGGCCAGCGGCAGCGUCUCCGGAUCACAAACACCCUUGCAGGAUGACAAGUCAGCGCGGAAACGAACCGAGGACAAGAGCAAUAGCAUCUGGUAUGAGUACGGCUGCGUCUAGACUCUAGACUCUAGAGAUCUAUAGAUCUAGAGAGACAAUCGAACAGUAUACGUCCACACAACUUGAACUCGAACUCGAAUAUAAUGCAUUUGCUACUGACGGAGUAUUAUUUCGUUUUAGAAAUUAACGAAUUUAUUUUUAAACGCAUUAUAGAGAACAUCGAUGUUGCCUUAAGCUAGUUACAGAUGUAAGAUGUAAAGUGCUGCUUGAAACGCUAUGAUUUGCCUUAAGACAUGUUUUACAAUUAGUCUAUGUACGAUGUACUAUAGUUUGUACCUAUUUAUGCAAUUUAAAAAAACUUCAGAAGACUACGCGACGAAAAAGCGAACUCAUAACUAUCCAGUAUACACCCCUAUAUACACGAAACUAUACAGAAAUAUGUUACAAAAAAACUAGCUAUACAAGUAUACCGAUGCCUCAAUGUUACGUCCGAAAGCGAAAGGCUUUCUUUUUCGUUAUGAUGACAAGUUUUAUUUGGUGUUUUGUAAACUCGACUCAAAUCUAUGUAUUCCUAUAUAUAGUAUAUAUGUUGUAUUCCACACUCGUACUCUGCUAGCAGCUAACAAACGCGCCUUCAAUUUGUGAAUAUGUUUUUAUAAAUUACUUGUAGCCUUGUACUAUUUAUUGACGCAAAGCCUAACACCGCAAUAAAACUAAGCAAACAUACGUAAAAAAA
Messenger RNA from Drosophila elegans, 5225 nucleotides. RefSeq names its product girdin (gene Girdin). The record is from RefSeq and is a predicted model, not a curated record. The transcript is spliced from 9 exons. Gene Ontology annotation, cellular component: cytoplasm; centrosome. Gene Ontology annotation, molecular function: microtubule binding; dynein light intermediate chain binding. NCBI's taxonomy places the organism in Eukaryota, Metazoa, Arthropoda, Insecta, Diptera, Drosophilidae. The coding region runs from base 413 to 4549 and encodes 1378 amino acids. Gene Ontology annotation, biological process: cytoskeleton-dependent intracellular transport; cytoplasmic microtubule organization.